AUGACUGCUAUUUUUUCGCAAUUAACAAGAGAGAAAGAGAUUGUGGGCACGUUGACGGGUUUCGAUGAUUAUGUGAACAUGGUUCUUGAGGAUGUUGUUGAGUACGAGAAUACGGUAGAUGGAAAACGGGUGACGAAGCUGGACACGAUACUGCUGAAUGGCAAUCAUAUCACAAUGCUCGUUCCUGGAGGCGAGGGCCCAGAUGUUUGA
This is a messenger RNA of Anisakis simplex (herring worm), 210 nucleotides long. The record is from the annotation of a GenBank genome assembly. NCBI's taxonomy places the organism in Eukaryota, Metazoa, Nematoda, Chromadorea, Rhabditida, Anisakidae.